Molecule: messenger RNA, 1873 nt
Organism: Folsomia candida
Lineage: Eukaryota; Metazoa; Arthropoda; Collembola; Entomobryomorpha; Isotomidae
Product: PR domain zinc finger protein 5
Exons: 2
Coding region: 656-1477 (273 amino acids)
Biological process (GO): regulation of transcription by RNA polymerase II
Cellular component (GO): nucleus
Molecular function (GO): RNA polymerase II transcription regulatory region sequence-specific DNA binding; DNA-binding transcription factor activity, RNA polymerase II-specific
Source: RefSeq, a predicted model, not a curated record
AAAUCCAGAUUCAAUCGUAUCUAGAAUACCUUUCGUUGAGCUCUCCUUGCUUCAUUUUCUGUUUCAAUAUUUCAUUUCCAUGAAAGUGCCACAAAAUUCCAAAAGGCAAAAUGAUAACAGUGGAAGAAGAACGGAGGAAAGGAAUUCUGAUUCAUAACCAAAUUUGAGAGAUUGUAGACGCCUGCAUAUUUCUUCCAGAGGUGGACAAGCGUCUCAACUUCCAUUGAAUAAUUAAUGAAUGGCCAUUAAGCAUCAUCACCACCGUCUUAUUGAUUGUGACACGAUUUCCUUGCUUAAUUCUCCCCAAAGAAGUUAUUCUGCAUUUCGUUGCCUGUUUGGUAGGUCUGACUAUGCGAGAUUCUGUCAGAAGCUUGAGAUAUCACUUCCUCCAGAAAUUUGCUCAGCUUUCAACAUUUCCACCAAGUUUACGUUAAGAAAAAGAGUGCAGAACCCAAAAAGUGAAGAAAGUUGGACUAGUUGAACGCCGUUUGAAAAUUGUGAAUGAGCCUGAAACGCAGGAUUCGACGAGGGAAAGAUUUUUUACUCCCGAACCGGUUGCAUCCCGAAUCCAUGAAAUUUGAAUAACAAUUCAUUGAGAAAGGGAUCGGUGGUUGCUGGCGAGGCAACUGAUGAGUAGAACGAGACGCUGGACACCAUGGAGGUCAACGAUACGCAGCCGAAAUUCUUCAUACUUCUGAACGCGCUCGCCCCCACAACGGAGAAAAUGGACAGUGGGGAAAGUUUUGAAGAGAAUGGACCACUUCCUGCUGAGGAGACUCACUCCAUCCAACCACAGCCAACACCUGCUGACGAUAACCACGUGCAGUCUCCUUCAGCCAAAGGCAGGGCGUCAAAAGCUAAGAAAUUACCGCAAGUUGGCGAAAAAGGCGCAGAGUCUGGUCGUCGAGAGAUGGAGAAAAUCUUCCCCUGCAAAAUAUGCCUCUGUCCCUUCACCAACAGGACCAGUGCUCGCCGCCACGCUCACACCCACCUCAACUGCAGCGAGCUAGAGCAGAAAAAAAUUUUCCAUGUGACGUGUCCCCACUGCCAAAAAGUGUUCACCCAGCGUCGAUACUUUAUUGACCACGUCAAAGCGCUCGAAGGUCUGAAGGACUUCGGCUGCCCUGCGUGCAAAAUGACGUUCACCCACAAAGCAUCUUUGAAUCGUCAUCUCUUCGUCCAUUUGAGCCCAGAGGAGCAAGCAGAGGCAAAGCAGAGCUGGCGACAUGAAUGCCACUUCUGCAGCAAACGCUUCAGAUUUCCUUCUUUUCUCGCUCGUCAUCUUCUGAAGCACACUGAGGAAAAGGGAAAAGUUCGGAAGGACAUCGAGUGCCUCCACUGUAGGCAGUCAUUCACGAGUAAAUGGUAUCUUGGGAAACAUUUGAAGAAGGAUCAUCCCUCGGAACAAAGUCUGUCAAACAGCGUCCCAUCAAAUGACGACAUUGUGUCCAUAAUUUAUAUUUCCGUGAUUUCAUGAUUUAUGACAAGAUAAUUAUUCUCGUAAGACUUAUAAAAAUAGUAUAAUUGAAUUAUUAAGUUGUAAACAUGCCACAAUUUUUGUUCCCGUUUCGACCAUUAUGAUUGUUGCUUAGUAAAGUAAUUCUGUUUUGUACAAGUAAUCGUGCUGUGAAUACUUUUACAUAUAUGUUUAUUUAAGUUCGAAAAUUUAAAUUCGAGAAAAAUGAAAAUUUUCUUGCAUUCUAUUUUUAAUGGUGACAUUGGUGGGAGAAGUUAAUGUAUUUGUGCACCUUAUCCAAUUCUGAUUCAAUUAAUUUAAGUCUUUUAGUAAAAAGAAAGUAUUUCAUAGUUAAUUUCGUAUGUACCACAAAGUAAAAUAAAUGGCCAAAUUUGUUACAGUAUUCUGGAAUUUAAA